Molecule: messenger RNA, 803 nt
Organism: Rhizophagus irregularis DAOM 181602=DAOM 197198
Lineage: Eukaryota; Fungi; Glomeromycota; Glomeromycetes; Glomerales; Glomeraceae
Source: RefSeq, a predicted model, not a curated record
UUUUCAUAGUUAUUUAUUUUUUAAAAAAUUAGUCAUGAGUGACAUUCCAGCUAAUACAGGGAACGAAGAAUCAAGUACUUCCAAUAAACAAUCAACUUCUGAAGAACAUGUUAAGAAUGACGAAUCUACGGAGCAUUUAGAAGAAUCGGCAACGAAAAUAGCUAAUGCUUGGCGAUACCACCGUAAAACGCGGGAAGAAGAGGGAAAAAUCUUAUCUGCCAAUUCCAGAGACAUGAUUAUCAAAAGCAAUAGUUCAUGUCUUCAUUUGCCUGGGCAAACUUGCCCUGUCUGGUCUCAAUGGGAAGAACUGCUCAAUGCCGUAGAAGAACAUUUACGUCGUAAAGAAUUACGUGAAGAACCUCCAAGCACUAGUCAAAAAUUUGAACUUGCUAUGACCGUGGUAGAACGUAUUGCAAAAGGGUCUAGUUCUGUCAAGAAUCAUCUCUGGCUCAUCCUGGACACAGAACACUGGUUGGAAAUAUGUGAUGAGAAGCAUCGAUAUGGAUCAAACCUAAAGGUUCGUUUGUUAAUAAUCAUUAUUAAUGAAUUUUUAUUUUAAGUUUACCAUGAUUACUGGCUCAAGACAUCAUCACCAGAAAAUUUUUUCGAAUGGUUAGAUAAUGGUUCAGGUAAAACUUUGGAUUUGGAAGCUAGACCACGUAGAUUAUUGGACAGUCAACUAGUAAAGUAUCUUACAUCAAAAGAACGUGCAGAACACGAAGUAAUUUUUAAGGAUGGAUUGCUCAUCUAUGCACAAAGCGGGAAGCCAGUACAUACCAAUCCACCGGAUCCCGAUUCCGUAG